Molecule: messenger RNA, 1428 nt
Organism: Paraglomus brasilianum
Lineage: Eukaryota; Fungi; Glomeromycota; Glomeromycetes; Paraglomerales; Paraglomeraceae
Source: the annotation of a GenBank genome assembly
AUGCGAACUUGUUACUACGAGCUCCUCGGCGUCUCAUACGACGUUUCACCCGAUGAUUUAAAAAAAGCUUACAAGAAAAAGGCUUUAGAAUGGCAUCCAGAUAAGAAUCAUGGCAAUGUAGAAGAAGCGACAAAAAAAUUUGCUUUAAUACAAGAGGCAUAUGAAGUGCUUUCCGAUCCGCAUGAACGGGCGUGGUAUGAUGGACACAAAGAACAGAUAUUACGAGACAACUCUGAUGCACUGUACGAGAGUUCUCCGUCCUAUCAACCACGAGCUCCAGCAGUAGCAGGCACCACGGUUGACGAUCUGAUGAGAUAUUUUACUACAUCAUGCUACAACGGAUUUGGGGAUGAUCGUAAGAGCUUUUAUACAGUCUAUGGGACACUAUUCGACCAACUCGCUGCAGAAGAACGAGCUGCGUUCGAUUAUAAUAGAAAUGCCAACCAAGCUGAUUAUCCAAUGUAUCCAUCAUUUGGGGAUAGCAACACGCCAUUUAAAAAUAAUUCGGGUAAUGGGAGUCCAAUAAAGUCAUUCUAUAAUGCGUGGUUGAAUUUCACGACAAAUAAAAGCUUCAUUUGGCUCGAUAAACACAGACUGUCUGAGGCACCCGAUAGAUAUUGGAAGAAACUUAUGGAAAAGGAGAACAAACAGACCAGAGAAUCUGGGCGUGCAGAGUAUAAUGCAACCGUACGGCAAUUAGUAGAGUUUGUCCGCAAACGUGAUCCUCGCUACAAGAAAUAUAACGAAUUUAUUUCAGAACAGAAUGCUGCUAAAUAUGAUGAGGCCAAAAGGCGUGCAGCCCGUGAUCGUGCAGAACACAUCGCUAGCUUACAGCAAUAUACCGAGCAGGAAUGGGCUAGAGUCGACACUGAAGAGGAAGAGGUUAUUGAAACAGACGAUGAUGAGAUAGAAGAGGAAUACGUGUGUAUUGCGUGUAAUAAGAGUUUUAAACAUGAAAAGGCAUGGAACAGUCAUGAGCGUAGCAAAAAGCACCUGAAAAACUUGUGGGUAUUGCAGCGAAUUAUGAAAGACGAUGCAAAUGUGAGUGACCCUAAUGACGAAGAGGACCCUGAUAAGGGCGACGACGAGACCGGGAACGGAGUUGGUAAUGAUGUUGAUAGAGACGAUACGCCGCAGGAUCAGGGCGAAGAUGCACCCAAAAUUGAUAACGUCUCAGUCUCUUCAACGAGUCCCAGGAAAUCGAAAAAGCAGAAGAAAAAACAACGUAAGCCCAAUUGGGGCCACGAAGAUAUCAAUGAGGAGGAUCAAUCAGCUCCUGUCGCAAAAACGUCGGACGAUGAACUAGCAGAAGCUAUGGCAUCUAAUGUCAAUAUCACAGAUGAAGGUAGUCAUCUAACAACAAGGAGUGCAUUCGAAGAUGACGAAUACUCGAAUCCGGGAGAAACGAGCGAAAUUGCACAAAUGUAA